Messenger RNA from Perca flavescens (yellow perch), 4219 nucleotides. RefSeq names its product disks large-associated protein 2. The record is from RefSeq and is a predicted model, not a curated record. NCBI's taxonomy places the organism in Eukaryota, Metazoa, Chordata, Actinopteri, Perciformes, Percidae. The coding region runs from base 1 to 3099 and encodes 1032 amino acids. The transcript is spliced from 11 exons. Gene Ontology annotation, molecular function: molecular adaptor activity. Gene Ontology annotation, biological process: signaling. Gene Ontology annotation, cellular component: postsynaptic specialization; glutamatergic synapse.
AUGGCAUCUGGAGGUUUGCUCAGCCAUGGUGAAGACCAGACAUUUUCACCUUGGUCCCCGUCUCGAAAGUUCAAUGAAGGCAGACGCCUCCCUCCAGCCAGGAACAUGAAGGGCUUAUCGGGCAGCCGUUCCCAGCACCAGAUCCCUUUACCCUAUGGCUUGGACUAUGACCCUCACGUUCAUGACCUCCACGCUCACCAUGGCUCUGACUCCCGCCACUCGUCCUACCUGCUCAGCCCCACAGAGAGCUGCCCCAUGGACUUCCACCACCGCUACUCGCCGCGCAGCUCCAUCCACUCUGACUGCAUGAUGAUGUCUCCUGUCAUGAUGCCCCCAGUUGCUGUGUCUGAACACAUCUCCAGCAGCACAUUCCCCAGAAUGCACUAUAGCUCACAGUAUUGUGACCCAGCCACACGGGACGACUGCGCUGCCAUCACAGCCUCUGCCACCUCCCCAGCUGUUGCUGCUGCGGCGGCAGCGGCAGCCGCAUCUUCCCAUCUCGCCGGCACCAAGAGCAACCGCCUUCCUGCUAACCUACUAGACCAGUUUGAGAAACAAGUGCCACUACACCGCGAUGGCUUCCACACGUUACAGUACCAGCGCACUUCCACCACCACUGAGCAACGCAGCGAGAGUCCUGGCCGCAUCAGACACCUUGUUCAUUCUGUCCAGAAGCUCUUCACCAAGUCCCACUCCCUGGAGGGAUCAUCCAAGAUGAAUGGCACAAAAGGUGAUAUGAUGGGAGGCGGAGGUUAUCACCAUCAUGGUCACCACUCCACCAAACAUGGUAGCAAGAGGAGCAAGAGCAAAGAACGCAAGCACCGCUCUGGUGGCUGGUGGAGCUCCGACGACAACCUGGAUAGUGACAGCACCUACCGCACACCCAGUGUCAUGUCGCGGCACCAUGGGGAACAUGUCAGCCACUGCUACCCAGAUUCCAUGCACAGCCACCACUUUGGAGACCUGUCACUCAAGACCUCUAAGAGUAACAAUGAUGUCAAGUGCUCGGCCUGCGAGAGCAUGGCCAUGGCGCCCGAGGGCAAAUUCAUGAAGAGGAGCUCCUGGUCGACACUGACAGUCAGCCAGGCCAAGGAGGCCUAUAGGAAGUCAUCGCUUAAUCUAGAGAAACCCAUGAUGCACUCGAUGCACUCCGACCUCAAACCUUCAUCGCGGACAUGUCACUACCUACAGGUGCCCCAGGAUGAGUGGGUUGGAUACCCAGGCGAGAAGGAUGAGGAGAUCCCAUGUCGGCGGAUGCGCAGCAGUAGCUAUGUCAAAGCUAUGGGAGAGGUGGAUGAUGAAAGUGGUGACUCUGACACCAGCCCUAAGACCUCCCCACAGAAGGCCAUUCCGUCUGAUGCUCUGGUCCUCAAAUCAGCCAUGCAGAGACCCCAUAUAGACUCCCAAAGCCAGGGCUACCACUUGCAAACCACAAGAGAUAUGCGACCCCACCCUAGUGUCACGCUGGACCCUGCCACCUUUCACCCCCCGCCCUUCCGCUCACGCAACCAGAGCUACAUGCGCGCCGUCAGCACCCUCAGUCAGGCUAGCUGCGUCAGCCAGGUGAGUGAGACAGAGAUCAAUGGCCAGUUUGAGUCAGUUUGCGAGUCCGUUUUUAGUGAAGUAGAAUCCCAGGCCAUGGAAGCCUUGGACCUGCCUGGUUCGUUCCGCACUCGAAGCCACAGUUACCUCCGUGCAAUUCAGGCUGGUUAUUCCCAAGAUGACGACUGCUUGCCUUCAAUGACAUCCUCCACUGUCACUUCAACUCUCAGAUCCACAACAGCGGUAUCAUAUCCUCCCAGUUACAAGAAGACUCCACCUCCUGUGCCCCCGCGCACCACCACCACCAAGCCUCUUAUCUCUGUGACAGCCCAGAGCAGUACAGAGUCCACCCAAGAUGCCUACCAGGAGGGCAGGCAUCCACGGGGUGGGCUGUGGACCACGGAUAGCCUUGGUCGUCCCAUCUACAGCUCCAUGGACAGCCUGGACAGCACCAAGGCAGUCACCAUGGCCAUGGAGUCAGCAGCAGGCAAGAGGCAUGCAUCUUUGGGCAGCCACAGCUCGGUCCAGACAUGCGACAAAGCAGUGCUGGUGUCCAAGGCCGAGGAGUACCUCAAAACCCCACGUUCCUCUAUCGGGAUACAGGUGGAAACUGUAACAGACUCUGAGACUGAAAGUAAAGGCCUUCCUCAGUUCCAUUCUAUAGGUAUCCAGGUGGAGGAUCACAAACGGCAUGGGAGGUUCAAGCGCUCCAACAGUGUGACCACUGCAGUACAAGCAGACAUGGAGUUGGAGGGCUUUCCCUCCAUGGAGGACAAGGGCCUGCAGUUUGGUGGUGGAUUCGGUCGCCACUCUGAGCCCAGCACGCCCACGCAGUAUGGGGCCAUCCGUACGGUGCGCACACAAGGCCUGUUCAGUUACAGGGAGGACAACCGGCCUUCCAGUGGGCCCUCCAGCCCACAGCCUGAAACCUGGCUGGUUGAACCCAGUCUGGAGAGCGCCGAAACAGGCCGAGUGUCCCCCCUUCGCAGGGACGGCAGCUGGUUCAUGCAGCUCCUUCACAAUGAAACCAAGCGGCUGGAGGGAUGGUGCAAAGAGAUGGAGAGAGAAGCAGAGGAGCAUGACCUGUCAGAGGAGAUCCUAGGAAAAAUCCGGAGUGCCGUGGGAAGUGCUCAGCUACUAAUGUCUCAAAAGUUUCAGCAGUUUUACUGGCUAUGUCAGCAGAAUCUGGACCCUAGUGCCAUGCCCAGACCCACAUCUCAGGACCUGGCUGGAUUCUGGGACCUCUUGCAGCUUUCCAUUGAUGACGUCACUGCCAAGUUUGAUGAGCUGCAGCAGAUCAAGAGCAACCAGUGGCAGCUGGUGGAGAGCCCAGCAAAGAAGGAGCGGAAGUGGCCACCACCUAUGCCAAAGCGGCCGUCCAAGGGGCGUGGCGGUAUCAUGCGAGAGCGCUCUCUGGACCUUCAGGACCGCCAGCGACAGGAAGCCCGCAGACGCCUCAUGGCCGCCAAACGAGCAGCUUCUUUCAGACAGAACUCAGCCACAGAGAGGGCAGACAGCAUCGAGAUCUACAUCCCUGAAGCCCAGACACGGCUUUGAGGUUUACGGAUUCAUCCUUAGCUCCUCUUGUCCACCUUCACCCAAUACCAGCUCGUCGCAUCACAUCCAGCCUGCUGUCAUCUGUCACUGCUCAUCCACUUUUUCAUCAUCUGUCGCCAUUCUUUUGGUUGCCCCUACUGAAGCUACACUAGGCAAGAAUUUGUUGUUGUAGUUAUUAGCUUAAAUGACAAUGUGGCACUGCCAUAGGGAAGAACGCCCCAUCUAUCCUGAGUGAGAAGUUCGAUGAGUCAGUUGAGUCAGGUGUGGAUGGUUGUUUUCUCACAGAAAGUAAUAAAUAAAAAGUUUAAAAUAAAGCUCAACACACACAAAAAAAAAAAUACUAGACACACCAGCAACAUUUUGCCUCUAGCCCUUCUUGGUUAAAACUGAUUGCAGGCCAGCUGGAUUGGUAAACAUGAGCCACUAACGUGAAGUUGCCUAGUGUUGCUUUAAACCCACAAGGGAAUGGUAUUUAUUUCAGCAUUAUUUCAAGUUGGUGAUUUAUUUGGUCAUGGCCAUUAUUGUUAAAACUCCAGUCUUCACCAUUGUUGUCAUUACACCGCUGUGAUAAGGCUAUACUUACCACAUUCAAAAGUCAACACAAAGUGCAACUUUUCACUUCUCAACAGCAACAAUGGUCUUUGGCCAAAGCAUCCUGAAAGAACAGCGGCAGCAGAAAUUGAUUGUGUAUAAAAUAUUUUGUCAUAAUAAUACAAAUACAUUUUCUUUUUGAUGAGGUUCUAAUUUCACAUCCAGCCUUUUCUAUGGAGGUGGCUAAGACCUGGUACCUUGCUUGAUCAAUUUCCAGCCAAAAAUUGUCCAAAUAAUACGGUUUUUAAAAUGUUCUACAGCGUGUCUGAGGUUCUGCACAACUAUAUAAUCUAUCCAUCUUUAACCAGGCAUGCUGCAGCCGCUGACCAGUGUUGCUGAAUGAGAUCUGAAAAAUAAGGCUAUCCUAGAACCUAGAAAUCCUAGACCAUCAUUUCAGCAUUUAUUCAUUUCCAUUCAUGUACUACCAUACACUCUUAGGACUAUACAUUUUUAAAGCUAUGUACGUUAUUUGCUGCAGGAUACAUUCCAUUGCAGAAUAAAUAUGAAUUAUUAACAAAAGACAGUUUUG